ACCUGAAAAAAACUCCCAUAGACUUUGAUGUCUAACGACCUGACCUCAAGCUGCUCCUUCACAUGUAAGGUCAGCUGAUCAAACAGCUGAUCAAAGUGCUCUGAGAAACUGGGUCAACACCACAUGUGGUCCUCUUCAGUCCGGCUGGGCCCGCGGUACCAUCACAUCACACUGACCUGAAGCGAACGAACGCAAAGGUUUGACAGACAGAAGAAAUAACGAGUAUCUGUAAAGGCACACACACCUCAGCAGGACAGUGAAUUAAGAACUCGUGGAUUCGUUUAGUUCGUCAGUACCGUCCGGUCAACUGUUAGCCGGCUAGCCGCUGUGCUCUCCGCUUGCUCCACAGCAGUUAGCCGUGUGUUAGCAGUGAGCUAACGUGGCUUCAGUCCUCUAGGUGUCGCUGCAGCGCAGUGUUUAAGUCUGCAUUCGGACCAACGACAGUGAAAAAAUGUGGCGGUAGAUCAAUAACACACACACACACACACACACAACACGCGUUAAGCCAUAUAUUCCCGAAAUUUAUAAACAACUGCACGCCGUGAACGUUUUCUCCCAGCGCAUGCGCCGUAACGCGCCACCCCGCAACACAAACAGGAACGCGCAAAGCUUGCGCGGUUCAAUUCCGGCUUUGUUUCUUAAUGUUAAAUGAUCCCAUAGCCAGCGGCUCCAUCAUGGCUGAAGCCCAUUGUUUGUUACGCGUAUAUCCGACCGUAACUCCCACUGACCAGCACAUUCAAACGCAUCACUUCCUCUACUGGUCCACAUUAGCGGCCAUAUCACAAACAGGUACAGUAACACCGACUGUCACCACAUCUUUAAACGAGCUUCCGGCUCGGGGAUCUCACGACGUCAGCUGCUGCGACGACCCGAACUGAGAAAACAGAAGCCGAGCAGGACAACUGAACCGCAGGAUCCCGUCUCAUGACUCCCGUUAACAAAACGUUUAAACCGACUGAGUCCAAUUUGGGUGAACGCGGCCAUCAGUUACCGUCCAUAAACAGAGUCAAACACAAGGAAACGUCGGACUCAUGUCACAUCCAGAACCGAAGUUAUACGUGCCUUCGCCGCAGUGGUCACAACAGCAGACUGACUGAUUCCAGUCCAACCUGAAAUUCAUUGCUAACUAAACUCUUCCUUUUGCUCCACACGAUGAUGUCACACAAGUGUAGCCUGGCUCGAAACAGGGAACACGGGAUCAUAAAGUCACAGCUAUUCGAUCUAAUAGCAUCGAGGCCUAGAGAGCAUUUUAUUCUAUUAAUGGUAAUUAGUUUGACUAAAACGUGCAGAUAAUUUCUGUUAACAAAACUAAGCAGCCAGUUAUCCGUCUAAUACAAUCGGUCAUGGCGUAUGCCCCCAGCAUCCAAGUGGUUUUAAUGAUCCAAUAAAUAGUCCAGCAGGUCAGAGACGCCACCUCGCUGUUCUACGGCUCUUCUACCGCAUAACGAGCGGUAGAUCCUCCGGUCUCGGUGCUGAGAGCAGCCGGGACGACGUUUGAACCAGGUGGCGGCAGCAAGAUGGCGUCCGAGGCUGCGCAGUACAGGAGAAGCGGAGCACGGGCAAUGACGUUUCAGUGCAAGGAGACCGUAAGCAGUUUCCCCCCUCAGUUAGAAAAGAUCCACGAUGUCGAUGGGGUUGACACGACGAAAAAAACAGACGAUAAGGCACGGAUUAGCGUUACACCGUCGAAACAUUUGAUCUGCUGGAGCAGGCAGAAGGAUGUUGUCUUGAGGCAUCAUACAGAUGUAUAAAAAGUGAGAGCCUCCUGCCCUUCAGAUGUCUGGAACCUGUUCAUGGCUUCUACAAAGAAGCGGAAAGGAAUGGUGUUCCAUCAGGAAGGGACACCCACCUCAGCAGCAGCACCCGCAGGGGACCUUCCACCUGCAUGCUUUGUGGUUCUGAAACCAGGGAAGGCAGGUGGAGGUGGGAUGGAACAAAGCACCCAUGAAACCAGUGAGGAGGCAGAUAUGAUUGGUAAACCCAACAUGUACCCAUCAGAGGAAGCCAUCAGGACUUUUGCUGGGUUACCUGCUAUGAAACAACCUGUCAAUUUAAGCUCUCAGUCGGGCACCCUGCCGCCUGAUAGCAUCUGUAACGGCAUCAAAGUGACCCUGGACAACAACAGCAUGUGGAAUGAGUUUUUUAGAUGCAAAACAGAGAUGAUUCUGACUAAACAAGGCAGCAGGAUGUUUCCUUACUGCCGCUUUCGAAUCUCUGGUUUGCAGCCAUCUAGGAAGUACUCUCUGAUCAUGGACAUUCAACCAUUAGACAGCAGUCGAUACAAGUGGACCGGCACCAGCUGGCAAAUUGCUGGAAAGGCAGAGUGUUAUGUUAAGAGUGAACCAUUCCCUCAUCCAGAGUCUCCAUCAACAGGUCAUCAGUGGAUGCAGAAACCAGUGUCCUUUUACAAGCUGAAGCUCACAAACAACAUCACAGACCAAGAAGGAAACACUAUCCUGCAUCCAAUGCACCGCUACUUGCCACGACUGCAUGUGAUCCAAACUGACAAAGUUGCAAAGGACAUUAAGCUAAGUGGUCCCAGUGUUGUCACAUUCACUUUUCCCCAGACUGAGUUUAUGGCAGUCACAGCUUACCAAAACUCACAGUUUGCUCAGCUCAAAGUUGACUACAACCCAUUUACUAAAGGACUGAAGGAGGAGGGCUCCAGUUCAUGUGACCUAAAAUUGAAAUUGAACUCUGGCAAAGACUUGCGCAAAGAUGGAGGCACAACAACCAACGAGCAACAUCCUUUGAAGAAGAGUUUGAAGUCUUUGCUUGCAAACCAUAAACCGAGAAGCUCAAAAGCAGUGGACUCCAAGCCUUUGACGUCAGGUGACCUCCAGAAAAAUUCCAUUACAGUCAAGGAUCAGUCAGCUGCCAAGGUCACUGAAGAAAGUUCAUGCAGUCCAAGUCCAGCUCAGAAGUUAUUUUCUGAACUUAUUCGGGAGGCUCAUGUUUCACUGCAGAGAUGCAGCUUGGAGCAGCUGAGCGCCAGUAACAACACCUCUCACAGAAAUGAGCUAAACAACACUAAAACUACCACUUUGAAAAGAAAUGGACAAGAUGUUCCUAAGAGGGAAAGAACAUCUACUGAAACACAUAGUGAAGCAUCACCUGCAAAGAAAGGUGAAACUGUUGCACAAACAAAGAUGAAAGUUAAGGUUAAAGACAAGGACCUUUUGAAUUUUGUUAACUGCAAGGACAUUGUCAGGACAGAUUGUUCUGAUGUCAGUAAUGUUGCAGCUGCUCCAGCAGUGUCCCAGAACUUCUCUGUGGACUCAGACCACAAAUAUAAGUCUGAAGCACAAUCGCAGGUGAAAGUGAAGCAGCAUAAACGGCCAGCACCUCUGCCUCUGCCAGCCCUGGCUCUUUUUUUGAAGCAGCAUUCGACGAAAUCCAGACAGGCAAAGAGCAUGUCGGCCUCCCCUUCCACGGCUACGGAAUCACAGAGUCCUCCUGCAGCUUCUGCAUGUCCGCCUUCUAAUCACACCCACAGUCCAACUUGUCCCUCAAAGGAUUUCAGUGGUGAUGUCACAAGAUCUGACGACCACACCUCUGGACGUGCUAGUGUACACAUUCAUCCAGAUGAAAUGGUUUCUGCUGGCAAUGGAGAAGCAGUUGAAAUCAACCAUCAGCCUUCAAGUCUAACAUGUUCAGAUGCUGUUGCCACUACAGAUCCAAAGGGACAAGGAACUAAUGAUAUCUUGGCCUCCAUUUCAGUUGAUGAAGGUACAGACUCAGAGCCAGCAGUGCUAGAUCGUACACCAGUGUUACUCAACUCAGAUCAGUCAUUUUCUACACUUGGGACAUAUAUAUCCGCCAUUUCCUCAGCUCUUACUACCUCUUCUCGGUCCCCCCUUUUAACGCCGCAACUUGACACAGUGUUACCUGCCCCAAGUUCUCCACAAACACCAACCAUCACUGAGUCUUCCACACUACCUUUAGACUCUCCCACUAUGAAGUCAGAUUCAUUGCUACCAGACCCGGAAUGUUCUUCUUUUGGCUUUGAGCCUUUGUCACCUGCUAGCUCUCCAGAACCUUUACCUUCCCUGCCAGCCUCAGUAACUUCACAACUCAAUUGCACUACUUCUGAACCAGCUCCAAGCACAGUACCCUCUGAAGAGUUACAGCAUAGUGAAGACUCUGCAGGCUCUGUGUUUAAAUGGCAUACAGUGUUACCUCCACCUGAGCGGUACAUGGACACUUCAUUCACCACAUUUCAGCCCACACCACAGACUCUUCCUUUAGCGACUGUUACGUCGCCAUUGUUGCCUUCCCAGACUCCCUCCCACCCUGAACCACAGACUUUUGACUCUACAUCCACACCUCCCCCUGAUACCACUUCAUCAUUUCAAGAGAACGAACAGUCGUUGCCCUUCCCUGCAGAACUGUCACCCUUGGCACUUCAGUUGCCGUUGUCUCCAACCUUUUCUUCAUUAGAUGGAGACGGACUGUCACCCACACCUUCACUCACUGACCUUGUGCACUUUUUCACCACCGAUGACCUUGGAAUGGGAGUGGACUUUUCAAACUCAGAGGCAGUGGCUGUCCCCUGUCCAUCUCCAAGUACAGUAGAGGCAAAUGCACAUGAGAUGUCCCAACAGGCACAGCCAAUCCCGGGCAACAAACCCUGCAAGCGCAAGAAAUCCCGACGGCGAAAGCUUGCAAAGACUGAUAUGGAUCAGAAGAUGGAUGACUCGGUCUAUACUAGCAUGAAGCCUAACCUGGAGGAAGUGGAGGAGCAGCUAUUUAUCUCAUUUACAUCAAAGGAGGCCCUCAAACUUCACAUCGUGGACUCGUCUGAAGAAAUGGUCUCACAGCCUCGGACGACACCUGAAAGUCACCUGCAACAAACAACUGACACACCUGAAAAUGAUGCAAACAUGGAUGCUGGUGAAAGCUCACUCCCUGACAGCAUCCACCCUCAUAACUUUCCUGCCAAACUGUGGUGUUUGGUGAACAACCCAGAAAUCCCAGCCAUCUGCUGGGACAGUGACGGCGAUGUCAUCGUCAUUGAUCAGCGUCUCUUUGAGAGACAGAUUCUGUCUCCAAGCACCACAAGCUCGGACACCACCGGCACCUUCAAAACAACCAACUUCUCAAGCUUUGUCCGUCAGCUCAAUCUGUACGGCUUCAGGAAAGUUGAUCCAGUGUUAAACCACCACCCGUCCGGAGACAGUGGGACGUAUCAUUGCUUCUGCAACCAAAACUUCAAGCGAAGUUGCCCUGAACUUGUUGCGAGUGUGAGGAGGCUCACUGUCAACAAUAGGGCCAAGCUACAAGCUGGUCUGAGUGUCAGCUGUCGGCACCCGAGUCAAUACCAGCAGUGCGGUGGAGGUGAAGAUGGCAGAGAUAAAACUGUGAAAAGAGUAGAGACGGCAGACAGUUUGGAGGAGAUUGCUGCCUUUGAGAAGAUUCUUCUCAGAGAUUUGAAGCUGAUGAGACACAGACAGGUGAUCCAUCCUGUGCUGCAGGAAGUCGGUCUGAAGAUGAACCUGCUGGAUCCGACUCUGGCCAUAGACCUGCAGUACCUUGGGGUUCGCCUGCCCAUCCCCCCUCCUGGAGUCUCUCUGGAGCCGCUGACCCAGGAGCUGCCGCUGGCUCAAGGUGUUUGUGCAGCGUUCGUGUCCAGAACAGGAAAAACAACAGAUGUGACGCAGAUUAAAGGUUGGAGAGAGAAAUUCUCUCCGUCAGAGGCACCACCCACUCUGGCACCACCCAAACCUGAGGCUGGUCCCAGUUCAGAUGUGCCAAAGAAGAACCUGUCAGCGUUCUGCAGCGACAUGUUGGACGAGUAUUUGGAGAAUGAAGGGAAGCUGAUUGACGAGCGAGCCGCCAGCUUCUCUCAGCCUCUGGUGGAGCCGGUGGUGUACGAGCUGCCCACCAGGAGCACUAGCUACGUCCGCACCCUUGACAGUGUCCUGAAGAAACAGCCCAGCAGCUCCCCCACCUCGGACCUCAUAUCUGGAUUCAUCCCCCCUUCCAAGAGACCCAAAGUCACUGUCAGAGAGACCAAAACAUCCAGGAGAGAAAACACAAAGCAGAAAGGUCCAAAAUACAAUAAACCCAGAGCAGAACCAUCUCCCACUUCAGCUGAGUCAAACCUGGACCCUAAGCAUGCAGUACAGAUCCCAGACUCUGUCUAUCUUCAACCUACAACCAUCAAGACAAGGAAGAAACUCAAACCCAAGACCUCGUCACAGACCCUCAGUCCCCCUAGGUCCACAGCCCCCCUGCCCUCAGACGACAUGGCCCCGCUGGAGUCGGACUCUGAGCUGGGGGCCGAUGAGCGCACUGACAGCUGCAGGAAGAAUGGAGGAGCUGUGAUGACCCGAGCUCUGCUGAGGCAAAAGGACCUAGAGGACAGGGUGGUCUGGGAGGGCAGACCCCGGACCAGCAUCACUGAGGAGAGGGCCACCAUUGCUCUGACAUCACUCUUCACCCUGAUGGGUUUCGUCAGUGAGAACCCCACUGCUCCCAUCCAGCUGACCCAGAGGCCAGCUCCUCCCUGCCUGAAUGACUUUUGUAGGCUGGGCUGCAUCUGUUCCAGUCUGGCCUACUCCUCCAGGAUCAGCCACUGUGGCCAGCCUACCUGCAUGUUCGGAUGCAGCUGCCUCAAACAGAAGGUGGUCCUCCUCAAGAACCUGGACGGCUCAGAUUCCAGCCCUUCCCACCCUGGGAAUAACAAGAAGAGGAAGAGGAAGAGGAGGAUGAAGAUGGCCUACGUUCUAAAGGAGGCCGACAGCGUUUCCCAGCCUGCCGAGCGGGUCCAGACUCUGUGGAGAAGGGACGAUCCAGAAUGUGAACCAGACUCGAUCCACAUCCCAGAACCGGCACCCUUAACAGACCAGGCUGACAGAAGUGAUAAUCACAGUAGCUGUGCCAGGGUUAGAGGCUACACAGGGAGGAAGACAAUCCACAAGCAGAAGCACAAGGAGUCGUCAUGUGGCUUGAAGUCUAAGGACCCUCAGCUGAAAGCUUGGAAACAGAGAGACCUGAAAAUCAAGGAAGCAAAGAGCAAACCCUCUGGUCCUCCUCCAGAUAAACCAGUUCAGCCAGCUCUCUCUGACUGGACUUUGGUUCCAGCAGAAUCACCCCUGAAGCCAUCCAAGCGUCUGAUCAUCUUGGCGGAGUGUAAGUGGACAAGUGAUGCUGACCGGAGCCAUGUGUUGAAGGAGCUGUGCGAGAGGAUGGCCUGGGAUCAACUGGACCAGCCUUUCUGGAUCAAAAAGUAUCUCAUCAGUCCAAUCAGUCAGACUGUGGAGGGAAGCGGCAGUGACCGCUGCAUCCAGUACAAAAUCCACAUCUCUAGGCCCAAACUGGACCCAGUGAAACCAGCAGCACCAGUGAAACCACAACAUCAAGAAAAACACAGGCAGACAGAACCACAGCAGGAGCACCUGAAACGGGAGGCCAGGGAGGAUGAACCUCUUGAAGAUUGGCAGCGAGAGGUGGAGGAGGAAGAGGCGGAGUCUCUCGAAGAGUGUCAGCAGGAAGUGGAGGAGGAAAAGGUAGAAUCUCUUGAGUGUCAGCGGGAAGCGGAGGAGGAAGAAUUAGAGCCUUUUGAAGAUUGGCAACGAGAGGUGGAGGAAGGUGAUGUCAAGGAGGAUGCAGGAUCAGCAGUUCACCAGGUGCAUUAUGGGAGAGAGAGCAGUAGAAAGGAAGUGAAAAUAAGGAUGAAGAAGAAGAAGAUGGUCAGUAUGGCUCUACCCUUCCUGACAGGAAUCUCCCCCGCCGGAUUCCUCUCAGCUACAAGGAAACAGUCAGGUGGAACAGACCAUCUGGUCCAGGUGAACGGGAAGUUCUAUCCACUAGCAAAGAUCCAGCUGGGGAAGAUGGGGGCCCUCCAUCCAGCGAACCGGCUGGCAGCAUAUCUCACUGGCCGGGUGGGGUCCAACAGAAAGCAACAAGUUUCUUUGCCCCCUUCAUCCAGCUCCAGACUUUCUCAGAGCCAGAGUUCAGAUCCGACCUCCAAGAAGUGGUUCCCAGCUUCAGCUGUGCUUUCCGGCCUGCUCAGCAUCCCAAACUCCUCUGCUGGUCAGCCUGCGGGAGUAAAGGUCCACCAGUCAGCUGCUUCCUCUGAUCGUCCUGCAGGUGGAGCACCUGAGGCGGCGAAGUCCCAGGUUGUCAUGUUCAAAGUGUACCCGGGCCCUAAGGGAGGGGCCAGUCAGGUCGGAAAGGCACCCCAACCCUCUGGUAGCUCCACCCCCACAUCAGCCUCUCAGUUGAGCAGCUCUGUGGUCCCACCUGUAAAUCCGACUCCUAAAGGCUCUCAGCUGUUGAGGUUUCAGGUGGCGGGUCUUCCUGGGAAGGUUUCUGCGCCGACUUCAGCAGCCUGGCCCCUGUCCUCCACCUCCAGUGGUCAGAGGAUGAUCCUGCAGCCGGUCCAGACAGUGUCAGGCGUCCAGUACUACCGCAGACCAGACGGUCAACUGGUCCAGCUGGUUCCUAUCAGCCACCUGAGACCAUUCAACACGAACAAGUCGGUUCAGAGAGGCUCGUCCUCGCCCUCAGUCGUCCCUGCUGCGUUACCUCAGACUCCAGUCGUCACUGUUGUCAGCCAAAAGCCCCCUGUGACCACAGUAACAACCUCCUCCACUUCUUCUUCCUCCUCCACUUCCUCCAUGUCGUCCUCUUCCUCCACCUCCUCCACUUUUUCUUCCUCCUCCACUUCCUCCACCUCCUCCAUGUCAUCCACUUCCUCCACUUCCUCCACC
Scatophagus argus is the source of this 8717-nucleotide messenger RNA. RefSeq names its product MAX dimerization protein MGA a (gene mgaa). The annotation marks the transcript as partial. Gene Ontology annotation, biological process: positive regulation of DNA-templated transcription; regulation of transcription by RNA polymerase II; cell fate specification. NCBI's taxonomy places the organism in Eukaryota, Metazoa, Chordata, Actinopteri, Scatophagidae. The record is from RefSeq and is a predicted model, not a curated record. Gene Ontology annotation, cellular component: nucleus. Gene Ontology annotation, molecular function: DNA-binding transcription factor activity, RNA polymerase II-specific; RNA polymerase II cis-regulatory region sequence-specific DNA binding. The transcript has 19 exons.